Molecule: messenger RNA, 4956 nt
Organism: Rhinolophus ferrumequinum (greater horseshoe bat)
Lineage: Eukaryota; Metazoa; Chordata; Mammalia; Chiroptera; Rhinolophidae
Gene: DMBT1
Product: deleted in malignant brain tumors 1
Exons: 41
Coding region: 56-4366 (1436 amino acids)
Cellular component (GO): membrane
Source: RefSeq, a predicted model, not a curated record
UAGGAACAUAUAAAUAUCAAGGUGUUUUUAUUCAAAUUGAGAACUACCCAGCAAAAUGGGGAUCUCCAGGGUCAUCCUCGAAAUCUGUCUUUUAUUGGGUCCAGUUCUAUCUACAGUAAUACCAAAAACAGAAGACAUCACGGAAACCAGUUUUAAGGAGACACAGAGGCCAACUGGUCGGCGGAUCCUCUGGACUACAGACUAUGCUACUCAGACCCACACCACAUCCUGGACAGACUUCUGGAACACUGCAUCGACAACAGGGUUCGGGACCGAAUCGAGUUUGGCUCUGAGGCUGGUGAACGGAGGUGACCGGUGUCAGGGCCGGGUGGAGGUCCUGUACCGGGGCUCGUGGGGCACCGUGUGUGAUGACGAAUGGGACACCAACGAUGCCAACGUGGUGUGCAGACAGCUGGGCUGCGGCUGGGCCAGGUCGGCUCCAGGAAAUGCCCGUUUCGGGCAGGGCUCAGGGCCGAUUGUCCUGGAUAACGUGAGAUGCUCGGGGUACGAGUCCUACCUGUGGAGCUGCCCACACAAUGGCUGGAACUCGCACAACUGUAACCACGGGGAGGACGCCGGCGUCAUCUGCUCAGCUGCUCAGGCCCAGACCACAUUCUGGCCAGACUUCUGGACCACCUCAUCCACAACUGAAACGACAAUGCCAACCACAUCAGACUUCUGGGACACUGCAACCACAACAGGGUUCGGGACCGAAUCGAGUUUGGCUCUGAGGCUGGUGAACGGAGGUGACCGGUGUCAGGGCCGGGUGGAGGUCCUGUACCGGGGCUCGUGGGGCACCGUGUGUGACGACGAAUGGGACACCAACGACGCCAACGUGGUGUGCAGGCAGCUGGGCUGCGGCUGGGCCAUAUCGGCUCCAGGAAGUGCCCGUUUUGGGCAGGGCUCAGGGCCGAUUGUCCUGGAUAACGUGAGAUGCUCGGGGUACGAGUCCUACCUGUGGAGCUGCCCACACAAUGGCUGGAACUCGCACAACUGUAACCACGGGGAAGACGCCGGCGUCAUCUGCUCAGCUGCUCAGGCCCAGACCACAUUCUGGCCAGACUUCUGGACCACCUCAUCCAGAACUGAAACGACAAUGCCAACCACAACAGAAAUCCCAACUCCGUGGCCAGACUUCUGGACCACCACAUCGACAACUGAAACGUCAAUGCCAACCACAACUGAUACGGAGAGUCCGUCCACUAUCUGGGCAGACUUCUGGACCACCUCAUCCACAACUGAAACGACAAUACCAACCACAUCAGACUUCUGGACCACCUCAUCCACAACUGAAACGACAAUGCCAACCACAUCAGACUUCUGGGACACUGCAACCACAACAGGGUUCGGGACCGAAUCGAGUUUGGCUCUGAGGCUGGUGAACGGAGGUGACCGGUGUCAGGGCCGGGUGGAGGUCCUGUACCGGGGCUCGUGGGGCACCGUGUGUGACGACGAAUGGGACACCAACGACGCCAACGUGGUGUGCAGGCAGCUGGGCUGCGGCUGGGCCAUAUCGGCUCCAGGAAGUGCCCGUUUUGGGCAGGGCUCAGGGCCGAUUGUCCUGGAUAACGUGAGAUGCUCGGGGUACGAGUCCUACCUGUGGAGCUGCCCACACAAUGGCUGGAACUCGCACAACUGUAACCACGGGGAAGACGCCGGCGUCAUCUGCUCAGCUGCUCAGGCCCAGACCACAUUCUGGCCAGACUUCUGGACCACCUCAUCCAGAACUGAAACGACAAUGCCAACCACAACAGAAAUCCCAACUCCGUGGCCAGACUUCUGGACCACCACAUCGACAACUGAAACGUCAAUGCCAACCACAACUGAUACGGAGAGUCCGUCCACUAUCUGGGCAGACUUCUGGACCACCUCAUCCACAACUGAAACGACAAUACCAACCACAUCAGACUUCUGGGACACUGCAUCAACAACAGGGUUCGGGACCGAAUCGAGUUUGGCUCUGAGGCUGGUGAACGGAGGUGACCGGUGUCAGGGCCGGGUGGAGGUCCUGUACCGGGGCUCGUGGGGCACCGUGUGUGACGACGAAUGGGACACCAACGACGCCAACGUGGUGUGCAGGCAGCUGGGCUGCGGCUGGGCCAGGUCGGCUCCAGGAAAUGCCCAUUUCGGGCAGGGCUCAGGGCCGAUUGUCCUGGAUGACGUGAGAUGCUCGGGGCACGAAUCCUACCUGUGGAGCUGCCCACACAGAGGCUGGAACUCGCACAACUGUAACCACGGGGAGGACGCCGGCGUCAUCUGCUCAGCUGCUCAGGCCCAGACCACAUUCUGGCCAGCUUUCUGGACCAGCACAUCAAUACCUCAAACAACAAUGCCAACCACAACAGGGUUCGGGACCGAAUCGAGUUUGGCUCUGAGGCUGGUGAACGGAGGUGACCGGUGUCAGGGCCGGGUGGAGGUCCUGUACCGGGGCUCGUGGGGCACCGUGUGUGACGACGAAUGGGACACCAACGACGCCAAUGUGGUGUGCAGGCAGCUGGGCUGCGGCUGGGCCAGGUCGGCUCCAGGAAAUGCCCGUUUCGGGCAGGGCUCAGGGCCGAUUGUCCUGGAUGACGUGAGAUGCUCGGGGCACGAAUCCUACCUGUGGAGCUGCCCACACAGAGGCUGGAACUCGCACAACUGUAACCACGGGGAGGACGCCGGCGUCAUCUGCUCAGCUGCUCAGGCCCAGACCACAUUCUGGCCAGCUUUCUGGACCAGCACAUCGAAACCUCAAACAACAAUGCCAACCACAAUAGGGUUCGGGACCGAAUUGAGUUUGGCUGUGAGGCUGGUAAACGGAGGUGACCGGUGUCAGGGCCGGGUGGAGGUCCUGUACCAGGGCUCAUGGGGCACCGUGUGUGACGACGAAUGGGACACCAACGACGCCAACGUGGUGUGCAGGCAGCUGAGCUGCGGCUGGGCCGUGUCGGCUCCAGGAAAUGCCCGUUUCGGGCAGGGCUCAGGGCCGAUUGUCCUGGAUGACGUGAGAUGCUCGGGGCACGAGUUCUACCUGUGGAGCUGUCCACACAGAGGCUGGAACUCGCACAACUGUAACCACGGGGAGGACGCCGGCGUCAUCUGCUCAGAUGCCUGGUCCCAGACCACAAGCCCGCCAGCUCCUACGCUCCCUGUCAGCAGCCCAACCACAAAUUAUUCCUGUGGAGGCUUCCUGUCCCAGCCAUCCGGGCACUUUUCCAGCCCAUUCUAUCCUGGGAACUAUCCAAACAAUGCCAGAUGUGUGUGGGACAUAGAAGUCCAGAACAAUGACCGUGUGGCCCUUGUCUUCAGAAACGUCCAGCUUGAAGGGGGCUGUAACAACGAUUACAUAGAAGUGUUCGAUGGCCCAUACCACAGUUCCCCUCUCAUUGCCCGGGUUUGUGAUGUGUCAAGUGGAUCCUUCAUUUCGUCAUCCAACUUCAUGUCUGUUCGCUUCGUCAGUGAUGGCAGCAUCACGAGGAGAGGGUUCCAGGCUGAAUACUACUCUAGUCCUUCCAAUGACAGCACCAGGCUGCUGUGUCUGCCGAAUCAAAUGCAAGCCAACGUGAGCAGGAGUUACCUCCAAUCCCUGGGCUAUUCUGCCUGGGACCUUGUCAUUCCCACAUGGAACGGAAGCUACCAUUGUAAGCCCCAGAUAAUGUCAAGCCAAGUGAUAUUCACAAUUCCCUAUUCAGGCUGUGGUACCACCCAGAAGGUGGAUAAUGAUACCAUCAUCUAUUCCAACGUGCUCAAAGCAGAUGCUGCAAGUGGCAUCAUCAGUAGGAAAAAGGACCUCCACAUUCACCUCAGCUGCAAAAUGCUCCAGGACACCUGGGUUGACACAAUGUACAUUGCUAAUGACGACAUCGAGGUCAAGGAAGUGCAGUAUGGCAAUUUCGACGUGAACAUUUCCUUUUAUACGUCACCUUCAUUCUUAUAUCCCGUGACCAGCAGCCCAUACUACGUGCACUUGAACCAGGACUUGUACCUUCAGGCCGAAAUCCUCCAUUCCGACGCCUCCUUGGCCUUGUUUGUGGACACCUGUGUGGCGUCGCCAGAUUCCAGUGACUUCACCUCUCUGACUUAUGAUAUAAUCCGGAGAGGGUGUGUGAAGGACGAAACCUACCAGUCCUACCAACCGCCAUCACCCCGUAUCGCCCGCUUCAAGUUCAGGUCCUUCCACUUCCUGAACCGCUUCCCCAAGGUGUACCUGCAGUGUAAGAUGGUGGUGUGCAGGGCCUACGACCACUCUUCCCGCUGUCGCAGAGGCUGCAUUGUGAGGGCUAAGAGGGAUGUGGGCUCCUACGAGGAGAAGAUGGAUGUCGUCCUGGGGCCCAUCCAGCUGCAGGCCCCCGAUGUUGAGAAGAGGAGCCUGGACAACCAGUUCUGAUGCCAUCACCUGCCCUGGGACCACGGCCCUUCCUGUCAUCCUGACUCCGACAUCCUCUCCUUCCAAGACCUACCGGUGGCUGGCGUGGAGGAGAAGGCCAGCACCCAGGGGAGCUACCAGAGCACUGCCAUCUUCGUGGGGGUUUUCCUGGUUGUGGUCCUGGCCGUGGUGGCUGUCACACUGAGGAGGAGCUUCUGCAUCUGAACCGCCCGUGGCCAGCCUCUGAGGUCUACAAUGUGACACCAGGAGAAGGCACACAGCCGCACUCAGGCAUUGGCUGCACAGGCUCUGGAACCCAAGUGAAAAAGGAAGAAAUGCGUGCCCUGACCUUGGCACCCAGCAACACCCAAACUCUUUUAACUCUGGCUCGGGCACUUAGGCUAAGAUGGGGAUGUACAAAGUCAGGGCAGGUGUUCCUAAAACCACAGGCUCGGUGCUGCGACAAAAUAUCAGGCAGCUGUGAGCCAAACCCUGGUCGCAGCGGAGCUUUCUCUAGAUAGAAUUUCUUUUCUGACUUCUUAGGCGUGUAGUAUACAUCUUAGUCUUUUGAUUUAUAGGACAAGCCAAAUAAAGAAUUUUUUUCAAAGCAA